UUGCCUCUCUCCUAUGCAUCCACGUCAGAUCCAGCCUGGAAACUCACCUCCUGUAAGCGUGCCACGUGUCCACGUUCCGCUCCGCGCCGUUUCAUUAAAAGGAAUCGUCUUGGGCUUUCUUAGUUUGUUAUCUGGUGGGUUACGUCAUCUCGGCCCAGAUAAGGAUAAGACACAAAAACGAAAUCUGAUCUUCUUCUUCGAUGCGGCUGUGAUGUGGGACUCCUGCGAUUCUUCAUUCGAUCUGAAACUGUUUAUUAAUGGCUGCGACGUAAAGCGAAUUGAUCACCCCUCCACGAUUCGUCUUCAAUGAUUUGUGACAGGUGGUGUCUCUAAUUCUAUAAAAGUCCUGAAGUCUGGUCGAUGCUUAUCCACCGUUCAAGUGCGGUUGCUCCGGUUCCGGUAGGCCAGAAACGUCAGAAAGCCGUGGGGAAAUGAUGGGCGUGGAUAUGCUCUCACUGGACUCAAAGUGCCUAACUGAGAUAGAGAACAGAACCUUCACUUUCCAACUGAAGCUCACUGAGUUCAACAUCACUUCAAAGCAUCAGUCAUUAACCAUCUCCCGCAUAUUUGAAAAGCAUCAGCGUCCACCACUACCAAGCUUCGCUGAACAAGAAGUAACAAUCAACCUGGUGAAGUCAUGCCACGAGCUGGAGCAGUGUCAAGUAAGCCAUCCGGUGACCGGUGAGAUACCGGUGAAGCCUCUAAGAACGCUGGUGCGAGUGAUAUUCUUGGGAUUGUUGAAGGAGGUGAUGCUGAUCCACCUAUCCAAUCUGAUGAAGCUGUUUUGUUGACUCCACCACUACCAACGAACCACCCACGGAUGAUGUGCGUGAAGGGAAAAGACUACGCAUAGCUUAGCUUCCUAAGUUCAGCAUGAGUUGAUGUUUCCGUCGUCAUCCUUGCCUCUAUAUUUUCUCUGUUUUUUAUCAGUUUUAAUUUUUAGUACUCAAGAGUUUCUUCUCAGAUGAAACCUGUUUUAUGUUUUGUCUUAGAUCCUAUGUAUUAGUUUUCCUUACCAACUUGGUCCUAAGCUGGUUUUUAUCUUUAUAAAAAAAACUCUUUUUAGAAGCUU
This is a messenger RNA of Brassica rapa (field mustard), 1072 nucleotides long. RefSeq lists its product as uncharacterized. Lineage: Eukaryota; Viridiplantae; Streptophyta; Magnoliopsida; Brassicales; Brassicaceae. The record is from RefSeq and is a predicted model, not a curated record.